This is a messenger RNA of Symbiodinium necroappetens, 1146 nucleotides long. The record is from the annotation of a GenBank genome assembly. NCBI's taxonomy places the organism in Eukaryota, Dinophyceae, Suessiales, Symbiodiniaceae.
AUGGCCACUGGGUCGGGAGGCAAGGACAUGUCCAAGCUCGAGGGCGUGAAGGAAGUUGCUGGGAGCAAUCCUGUCGUGUACGUCUUCGACCAGGAGCUUCAGCGUCCCUUGAAAUGUGCACCUCCACCACCGGCUCCUCGAGAAAGGCGCAAAAGCGGCAGAGGCAAGGAAGCAGAGGGAAGGACGCCACGAGGGCGACGAGAAAGAUGCCUCGAGUCUGUCCUCAAGCUGGCGGAGUACAACCAACGAGAUCUGGUGCAGCACUGGAAGAAUCAGUCUUCCGGCCGCAGGAAGAAAGCCAUACCUCGCCAAACGUUUCCGGACGAAAUGGCCAUGGAAGCUUUUGGUCUGAACUUAGAUCGUUGGCUCCAGGAGCGGCUGCUCCAGGAUACCCUUGAGAGAGAUGCGAGAUGGGAUCCGCCUGCCUCCGAGGGCGACCCGUCCUAUCCUUUCAUGUACUACCGCUACCUUCCGCCCCGCACCGUGGAGAAUGCAUACAUCGAGCCCGAAGAAGGAUGGAGCAGAGGAUUUCAUGGCACGUGGUUCUACGCCCUAUGGAACAUCUUGGAGAGCGGCGUGCUUCUGGAGUCCAGCAGCAAGGAAAGGGGACAUGAUUUUUAUUCCCCAGGUGUGUACUUGACCCCGAGCUUGAGCGGAUCGAUUUGGUAUGCCAGGCCCCACCACAUGUUCGACGAUGCCAUGUACCACCGUGUCAUAGUUGAGGUUCUCUACGACACGUCGAAAGUGAUGCCACUAAAGGGCAAAGUGGCAAGCAGGGCAGUGGUGGUCAGCAGCGAUGCCGUGGCGAUCACCGGCAUCAUCAUCCAGCCCAACUCGCCCCCGUAUGCUGGAGAGGAGCGCUGCGAGACCUUUGACCCUUCUCUCGAGGUGAUCCCCAGACAAUUUGAACCUCGCAGACGUAGACGCAAAAGGCGCCGAUCGAAGUCCCGCGAGCUUCACGCACAGGCCGCACAGGUUGUGAAAUCUGAGGAGUGUGACUCUGGUGCUGACCACAGACACGACGUGCGGCGCGAUCGUCGGUCUCUGUCAGCUUUGCGUGCUGCGUUCGUGCAGCAGUUAGGAACUCAUCCUGAUGAGUUCGGUCGUCGGCCGCUGCAGCGAAGACGGCGAAGAAGCGGAGCCUGA